Messenger RNA from Sapajus apella (tufted capuchin), 2539 nucleotides. RefSeq names its product nucleobindin 1 (gene NUCB1). The coding region runs from base 252 to 1724 and encodes 490 amino acids. The record is from RefSeq and is a predicted model, not a curated record. Gene Ontology annotation, molecular function: calcium ion binding. Lineage: Eukaryota; Metazoa; Chordata; Mammalia; Primates; Cebidae. Gene Ontology annotation, cellular component: extracellular exosome; endoplasmic reticulum-Golgi intermediate compartment. The transcript has 12 exons.
GUGGUGUCAAGAGGCUGGGAUUCCGAGAAAGGAGGCGAGAUUUCACGAAAAUGCGAGCGACUUCGGCAACGGGCGGGGCCGCUAGGCCUGGAUGAAAGGUACAGAGCCAGCAUAGACCAAUCAGACCUCCCUGGGGCGGGGCCUCUGUUGAAAAGUGGGCGUGGCCUAAGGGGGAAAUCACCAAGAACGCACCGGAGGUCCUUGCCCGCCCUGGAAAACGCCCUCUGCGGUGAAGGAGAGAGCACGCCGCCAUGCCUCCCUCUGGGCCUCGAGGAACCCUCCUUCUGUUGCCACCGCUGCUGCUGCUCCUGCUUCGGGCUGUGCUGGCUGUCCCCCUGGAGCGAGGGGUGCCCAACAAGGAGGAGCCCCCUGCGACUGAGAGUCCGGACACGGGCCUGUACUACCACCGGUACCUCCAGGAGGUCAUCGACGUGCUGGAGACAGAUGGGCAUUUCCGCGAGAAGCUACAGGCUGCCAAUGCAGAGGACAUCAAGAGCGGGAAGCUGAGCCGAGAACUGGACUUCGUCAGCCACCACGUCCGCACCAAGCUGGAUGAGCUCAAGCGACAGGAGGUGUCGCGGCUGCGGAUGCUGCUCAAGGCCAAGAUGGACGCCCAGCAGGAGCCCAAUGUACAGGUGGAUCACCUGAAUCUCCUGAAGCAGUUUGAACACCUGGACCCUCAGAACCAGCAUACAUUCGAGGCCCGUGACCUGGAGCUGCUGAUUCAGACGGCCACCCGGGACCUUGCCCAGUAUGACGCAGCCCAUCAUGAAGAGUUCAAGCGCUAUGAGAUGCUUAAGGAACACGAGAGACGGCGUUAUCUGGAGUCACUGGGAGAGGAGCAGAGAAAGGAGGCAGAGAGGAAGCUGGAAGAGCAACAGCGCCGGCACCGCGAGCACCCCAAAGUCAACGUGCCUGGCAGCCAAGCCCAGUUGAAGGAGGUGUGGGAGGAGCUGGAUGGACUGGACCCCAACAGGUUUAACCCCAAGACCUUCUUCAUUCUGCAUGAUAUCAACAGUGAUGGUGUCCUGGAUGAGCAGGAAUUGGAGGCCCUCUUCACCAAGGAGCUGGAGAAGGUGUACGACCCAAAGAAUGAGGAGGACGACAUGCGGGAGAUGGAGGAGGAGCGACUGCGCAUGCGGGAGCACGUGAUGAAGAAUGUGAGAGGGGGUGCCAGGUGGGGGAGAAGACUGGGCCGCAGCUCUGUCACUCACCCUUAUCUGGCUCCCCAGGUGGACACCAACCAGGACCGCCUCGUGACCCUGGAGGAGUUCCUUGCAUCCACUCAGAGGAAGGAGUUUGGGGACACCGGGGAGGGCUGGGAGACGGUGGAGAUGCACCCUGCCUACACCGAGGAGGAGCUGCGGCGUUUCGAGGAGGAGCUGGCUGCUCGGGAGGCAGAGCUGAACGCCAAGGCCCAGCGCCUCAGCCAGGAGACAGAGGCUCUAGGGCGGUCCCAGGGCCGCCUGGAAGCUCAGAAGAGAGAGCUGCAGCAGGCCGUACUGCACAUGGAGCAGCGGAAACAGCAGCAGCAGCAGCAGCAGCAAGGCCACCAGGCCCCGGCUGCAGACCCCAAGGGGAGGCUCAAGUUCCACCCAGACACAGACGAUGCACCCGUCCCAGCUCCAGCUGGUGACCAGAAGGAGGUGGACACUUCGGAAAAGAAAGUUCCUGAGCAGCCCCCUGAGGCUGAGGUGCCCCAGCCAGAUUCCCAGCAUCUGUGAGCCUCCAGACCCCAGCCCUCUGGACUCCUGAUGCUCCAAGGCGGCUGAUGGUGCUGGAUGAAGUGGCACAGUCAGCUUCCGUGGGGGCUGGCACCGUGUGGGCCUGCUGGGGGGGGGCGGCGCGGGCUGGCAUUUCACGCAUCGCUGCUGCCCCGGGUCCACCUGUCUCCACUUUCACAGCCUCUGAGUCUGUGGUCCUUCCCUUCUGUCCUCUGAGGGGCCUGCCUUCUCUCGUGUCCAGUAGGCGCUCUGUGAUCAGCUUAACUUAGGGAAGCACCCUCCCCUUCUCAUCUGUCCCAAGAGGGUCUGCUCUGAGCCUGCGUUCCUAGGUGGCCCUGGCACCCUGUAUGCACACAGCUACUGGAGUCUACUGGAGUCCUGCCUGCUGCUCCGGGCCAAGCUUCUGAUUGAUUAACAGGGGCAUGGGGUGGUCCCUCGAGACCUUCCCCUACCUUUUGUGGGACCAGUGAUACCUCUAAGACAGCAUCCCCUCUACAGCUGGGUGCCAGAGGUAGGGGAUCCUCAGUGUAGCCGGCGAACCGUGAUACCAGGAGCCCAGGCCUCCCUGAGCCCCUGGCUUCCAGCCAGUUCAUUGCCAGCCUCCUCCUGGACUCCAACCCCUUCCCCACAGCCCCAGAAGGGUCCCAGACCCCACUCCAGGACCUGGUCCCAGCCCCUCAGCCUCAUCUGCAGACCCUGGAGGCCGUUCCCGCCCACCUUUCUGGCCCCAUGUCACACUGCUCUGCUUCCUGCUCCAUGCUCCAGUACCACCUAAAUAUACCUUCUGGAACAAAUGCAUGGCCCUGUGCCUGUGU